Homalodisca vitripennis (glassy-winged sharpshooter) is the source of this 340-nucleotide messenger RNA. Its product is annotated as probable small intestine urate exporter. Gene Ontology annotation, biological process: transmembrane transport; monoatomic anion transport. The record is from RefSeq and is a predicted model, not a curated record. The annotation marks the transcript as partial. The transcript has 2 exons. Gene Ontology annotation, molecular function: transmembrane transporter activity. Lineage: Eukaryota; Metazoa; Arthropoda; Insecta; Hemiptera; Cicadellidae.
UAACUCUGGGUUACUUCCAGGCGGAGUUCGACUGGGAUCAACACUUGCAGCACGACAUCAUCAAGUCCAUCUUCAUUGGCUACAUAGUCGCCCACGUGCCGGCCGGUGUGUUGGCGGACAUGUUUGGUGGCAAGCACAUCUUCGGGAUCGGGAUCCUGGUGUCAUCUAUCCUCUCCUUGUGCUUCCCCUUCCUCGCCCGUCUCAGUCCUUACGCCUUCAUCUUCGGCCGAAUCCUCCAAGGCUUUGGUCAGGGAGUCAUGUUCCCCAGCUCCAGCGCGCUGAUAGCCAAGUGGCGCGCCCCCCAGCGAGAGGUCUACGAUGACUGGUAUCAUUCAAUCAG